Messenger RNA from Terrapene triunguis (Three-toed box turtle), 1249 nucleotides. RefSeq names its product immunoglobulin superfamily member 1-like. The annotation marks the transcript as partial. The transcript is spliced from 4 exons. Lineage: Eukaryota; Metazoa; Chordata; Testudines; Emydidae. The record is from RefSeq and is a predicted model, not a curated record.
GGCAAGAAUACCCCAAACCCACCAUCUCGGUGAGCCCCAGCAGGGUGGUGGCGAUCAGGGGAAACGUCACCAUCCGCUGUACGGGUCGGUACCCGGACAUGGAGUUCUUUCUGCGUAAAACUGGACAACUGAACCUGCAGAGGCAGACGGUGCCUGAUGGGACCGUGGCUGAAUUUCCCAUCGCCAAUGUCAGCCGGGAAGAUGGAGGGAGCUACACCUGCGACUAUCGCUCCAUAGCAGAUCAGAGUCGCACAUCACAUCCCAGCGACCCUGUCGAGAUCAUUGUUGGAGAGCCCAGCUACACCAAACCCAACAUCUCCAUGAAACCCAGCAAGGAGGUCCCCCUGGGGCGAUCCGUGAGCGUCUGGUGUCGGGGGCAGGGCCAGGGACUGAAGAUCGUGCUGAAUAAAGAUGGACGUCAUUUCUCACCUGUGGAUUCGGACGGGUCGGAGGUUGUGUUUUCCAUCACCAAUGUGAGCCGGGAGGACGGCGGGAGCUACAGCUGCUCCUAUCACAGCAGAUCGGAGCCGAUCGCCGUGUCGUACCCCAGCGACCCCGUGGAGCUGGUGGUGAGAGAUCCCAGCUUACCCAGACCCUCCAUCUCUCUGAGCCCCACUGGGGUCACCGCCCCAGGGGCAAACGUCACCAUUCGGUGUCAGGGGCAGCGCCAGGACGUGAGAUUCUUCCUGCACAAGGCUGGAGACCUGAACCCGCCGCGACACAUGGACCCUGCUGGGGAUGGGGCCGAGUUCCACAUCCCCACCGUGGGCCGGCAGCACGGAGGGAACUACAACUGCAGCUACCGGCCCCAAUCAGAGCCCUUCGUCUCAUCAUACCCCAGCAGCUAUGUGGAGCUGGUGGUAGCAGAUCCCAGCUUACCCAGACCCUCCAUCUCUCUGAGCCCCACUGGGGUCAUCGCCCCAGGGGCAGACGCCACCAUCCGGUGUCAGGGGCAGCACUGGGACGUGAGGUUCUUCCUGCACAAGGCUGGAGACCCGAACCCGCAGCCACACAUGGACCCUGCUGGGGACGGGGCUGAGUUCCGCAUCCCCACCGUGGGCCGGCAGCACGGAGGGAACUACAGCUGCAGCUACCGGCUCCAAUCAGAGCCCUUCGUCUUCUCGGAGCCCAGUGACCCCGUGCAGCUGGUGGUAGCAGGUGAGGGGCCCGGCUCGACGUCCCCGCUCCCAGCCCCACCCCCAGCCAGUCCUUCACGGGGGGCUCCAUGCUGCUGGACGCUCAGAGCCAG